Molecule: messenger RNA, 5447 nt
Organism: Pocillopora meandrina
Lineage: Eukaryota; Metazoa; Cnidaria; Anthozoa; Scleractinia; Pocilloporidae
Source: the annotation of a GenBank genome assembly
AUGAUGGAAAAAAGUCUACAAAUUGUGUAAUUAAAAUAGCGAAGACGUCGCAAUUAAAAAGAUAUAUCUACAACAUUAGUAUAAACUACACAGUUAAUAGUUCGUUUGUUUCGCUCUGAUUGGUGGUUUGUAAGUGAUUACCAAGUACUAUUCACCUCUGUGUGGCCGUAGAGUCAAAAUCCCGCGUCAAUAAUUUAAUUUCCGACCAUUUUUUUGGCAAAUUUAGAGAGAUAAACUAAUCUCUUUGGUUUCUGUGCGGUAUAUACGAAAAAAAUACUCACCACAGUAUCAGUGGAAGUGGUGAAUAUUUACCACCACCUACUUCGCGGCUCGGUAAACACCAUCACUAUUCACCUCCACCUAGGUGAAUGAUUUUUAAAUAUCAAAGAAAAAUACGCACCAUCAAAGUAUCUUUAUAAGUGGAAUAAUGAAAUUAUUGUCGGAUUUGUUAUCAGACUUCUAGCUUUUAAAAUCUUAACAGGCCUAUUUGCUUGAUAUUGAAAGAGUAAAAGUUCGUAUGUACUGUUUUCCGAGAUCGACCGAAUAAUUAAAAGUUGGAUGAGAGCAGUUUGGGGGAUGAAACGCUUAUAAUUGUCACAAAUAUUGUUGUUAAACACAAGCUCGCUGUGAGUUAUGAUGUAUAACCAAUGAAAAUUGCGUGCAGUUCGAUCAAUAAUUGUUUGGGCGUUUCUUCGUCUGCAAUCUGUUCAAUAGUUUGAUCACGCAAACAGUCGAAUAUUGACAGCUGGUAUUAAGAAUUUGGCCACAGACCUGAAAUUCUGGCAUACUUGACCGAAAACUUUACUUCCAUUAUUAUAUUGAUAUCUCUUUAUUUCUCCUUUGGUCUAACUUUCCAUCUGAACGAGGAGUAAGGAACUUUGGGUAGGUAUAGCACUAGAAAUAAUAAUUUUUGCCGCUGUUAUCGUUAAUUAUUUUUUGGUGUAAAAUACCACACACAGGCUAGGAUCACAUCUUUUAAAACUAUCACUUCUUGUGAGGGGACCCGAUCUAGCUUUCAGCUUUUAGAUUUAUCCGGACAGGAAUCUAGCGAUGCACUUUUCAACAGCUUUCCAAUCAUAUUAAACUGGCUGACCAGCAGAAAGUUUUAUUGAUUUACGUAGUCUUAGAACAACGUGAACAUCAUUUGUGAACAUUAAGAGCUUGCAACAACGACAGCAUCGUUUUUUGUUUCUUUGUGGCUGGUUUUCCAGGUUUCCUAACCACUUCUUCAGCCAGAAUUUUUCUAUUUAUAACAAAUAUUUUGACAUGAUUCAAAAUACAAGAAACAAAAUAAAAGUGCUAAACACAAUCUAAUUAGUUUCUAUAGCAAAAAAUAAACAUUAGGAUAAGCUUGAUACGACAACUUUAAAUGUUAGAAGAAGACAUCUUAAAGAAAUGGCACAUACUCAAGAUAAAAAUAGUCCAUCAGAAAAUGGCCGAAUACAGUUGACAGAGGGUUUCCAAUUCAAAUUGAAACAUCUGCUGUAAUUUGACCAAAUGCACCUUUAAGUUCCACUUGACCGAUCUAUCGGGAAUGCUAUAAGGUUGCAUUCAGUAGGCUCUGAAAUUUUAACCAAUGAAUUCAGCUCUAAAGCGGAGAAAGUAAAACACUCUUGUUAAACUGACAAAAUAGUCGAUAAAGAGUACAUGACACACAUAGUUAAACAUUUUUUGGCUCGUUUACCUUUCAAUUUCUUUAGUCAAUUUACUUAUGUCGUGCGUGAUACAAGAAUUUAGAUGUAGUGUUUUUAAAAAAAUCUAUCAUUUAUUUAUCAAACUAAAUAAAUAACUACUUUAUGUUACAUUUCUGGAACAAGUCUUUAUAGAAGGCUAAGAACUCGGUCAAAAAAACUUAAUAUGGGCUUCAAAACCAUCCACCCAUAUGCUACUUCACUUUCAAGAGGUUGUCACGAUUGGAAUAUAAUUUUCUGAAAAUCGCCGUGGAAACUGAGAAAUACUAAAUAAUCAUAUGUUGUGCUCUGGUUACCUUCCUUCCAUUUCUUUCGUCAGUUCCCUAUUUCGUUUCCACCUGGAUCAUCGGUGCUAAAGCGUUAAUUUUUCUUUUGGUGGGUGAGUGGCAGUUUUGGCCAGCCGUUCUUGAGAACCAUACGAUGUUAAACAGCGUCAGCUUGUCGGCCAAAGCAUCAUUUGGAGAUGAAUCGUUAACAUUAUCCAGAAAUUCUACAUGAGAAACAUGAUUUCCGUCCAUUAAAAACCACUCUCGAAUUAAACCAGAAAGGCAAUAUUUCAUUUUCACGACUUUGAAAAAGUAACUAAGCUAACUGAAAAACCACAAAAAAAUAGAAAUAUGAUCUGGAGGAAAAUGAACAUCGGGUUUUAUUGUUUCUCUAUGAGGUUAGACUUGCAUAUACAUAAAAUUUUUCAAUCGACUAUGGAAAUUUUAUAGCAUGAUAUACUUAUAUUCGAAGCUGAAAGAACACUCAAAUUUCAAACAAUAAAGCGAAUGAUUUACAAAACUUUAAAGCGUUCAUGGAUCAGAUCGGCCAUUAAUUCUCAAAUUCACUGCGUGUAAUUGUAAAAGGAUUAUAGACGCAGUCGUGGGCGAUUGCUGUGUGGGGUUUCCACAAAAAUCGUUUAGUUUGUAUCAAGGCGGUUUGAAGGUGGAUUUUGGAUAAUUUUCUAUCUGAGAGCCCCCUCUUCACUUACUUAGAGAACCUUGUUAGGUUAAGCAUCUUGGAAACCCGCAUUACAUUUGGUUCGUGUAGUUACGUCGUCGAGUAUUUUUGCAAAACAUCAUUUUUGUCUCCUUUGAACCAUGGGUAAAAGCGAAAGAUUAUCAAGUAGCUGUACACAUUUACCAAAUACCAAUUCCUUGGCAAUUUGUCAAGAUAUUAUUCAUUUAUUCUGUUGACAUCACAAAAUACGAGUAACAGGUGGAUUAUUACUUCGAAAAUUUUUAUUUGAGGCCAUUUACUAAGUGUAAUUGUCGACUGCCACCGCAAGAUGAAAAAAUAUCAUAAUGAGUGAGCUGCGUAAAUCCUCGCCGUUUUUACCUAUUUUACUGAGCAUCAUUAGCAGUCCCCAGAUACAAGUUCACUGUACUCUCAGUUCUGGUGAUUCUAGGUGAAAACACUCAUUUAUUUGACGGUAAGUUAAUUAUUUAUCUUGGUGAGACUGCGACAGGUAAAGUAGCAUUUUGCAAUUGCAGGUGUGAAAAAACUAAACUUCGUCAGUGUUUUAAACUCUUGAAGAAGUUCAAGUAACGAAAUUCAGGUUGGAAAAAAGGAAAGUUCUCGCCCGACUCACUUUAAAAGGAAACAAGAAAAAAAGAAAGUAAUAUAUCUAUGGACAUAGUAUACUCGAAGGGUAAAUGAAAAUAGUCAAUAGUGAUAUUUCUGACAGGAGUUUGGCAAACACGAAAAGGCAAGCGCUUAUUUUUAUUUUAUUUUGUUUUGUUUUUUUUUUUUUUUGUAUUUUCCGUUUUUUUUGCAUAUCAAUAAGAAAGGCUUUGAAGCGAAAGUCUCGCACGCCAUUCUUUUAACUCAAGCUUCAAUGGAAAGAUUAUAUUGAUAACUUUGCGUCUUUGUUCGGUUGAAUAUCAUAUGUAGCGUUAAAACACGUUUUCUGUUUAUUUCGUGCCGGACGUGACCAUAUUGUCAAACCUUGGGGCCUCAAUUACUAAACUAUUACAUAUUCUGAGCCAACGACAAAACCUAUACAACUGAUAAAUAAAUUUUGCUUGUGUUCGAUAUCAACGUUAGGAAUUAAACUUUUUAAAAUUCAAGUAAGUCACGGGAAAAUUGCGCUAACUGUAACAAUAUUUGGUUACACGUUGCGAGAAAAGGAGAUGUUUAUCCAAGUACUCAGCACGGAAAGAUAAGACUCGUUCGUUGCCCAAUAGUACAUGUUGUUUAAUAUUUGUUUUGUUUCUCAAAACGGUGAUUUUAAUGUAUUUUAAGACGUAACUUUUAAAACAGUUUACCUUUCAAAUAUUACCGCCUAUCAAAUAUGCUUUUAUCAACAGUAUCCGGACAAUAGGCGAGGAGUAAAUUGUUUAAAUAUCAUAAAAGGAAAAGCUGUUUUAAAUAAUAAAACAUUGUCAUAAGUGACAGCGGCAGGUUCGGAUUGGUCCCCUUUAUUCAUUUUUCGUCAAUUAAUUUUCCAACUACGAAAAGAACGCGUUAAGUUUGAUUUUUUUUGAGUGAAACUAAAGCGAAUGUAAUUGCACCCUCAGAUUGGCGCUUUGGUGGAUAACUCGACCACACUGGUUGGUGCGUAAGUUGUAAUCCAGCUUUCCACAUUGUUUACGAUCCUUAGUUGACAGAAUGGCGGCCAUCGGAAAUGCGUCCUUCAAUAAUGUCCUUGAGACAAGUCAGAGAAACAUGAGCACGCCUGCUCCAGAACAUUGCUUAAGCACGGAUCUUAGCCAACUCACAGCUACAAUACACAUUUUCACGCUGUUUGCAUCCUUGAUAGGAAAUUCUCUCCUUAUUACAGCAUUCGUGAGAAUGAAAGAAAAAGUCCUGCUAGCGAUCGCUAGCAUGGCAGCAUCGGACCUUCUGACGGCAGUCUUUUUACUCCCGCGCUUCAUUACAAACGAAAUCAAUGGAUCCGGUGCUUUCCUUGUCCAUGGAAAUGGAGGCACAUUUUUGUGCAAGAUGUGCAGUUUCCUAGGCGACACGUCGCUAUCUGUUUCGACUCUGAGCAUGGUUGUUAUCGCUAUUGAGCGCUUCCUUGCAGUGGUGUAUCCUGUUCAAUACAAGAAUACCUCUAGAGUGAGACGUCGCGUUUUCUUCGCCUCAACAUGGAUCAUGGCUGCAGCAUUUCACUCGCCAUACUUUUAUACUCAUCGACUAAUCAGAUUUUUUAUGAAUGGCCAUGAGAUUCAAAUCUGUCUACCGAGGUGGGAACCAGCUUUCAAUAACGAGUCAGCGCAUUAUCGAUACAAUAUAUUUCUAUACACAACAGUGUUGAUUCUACCGCUACUCGCCAUUUCUGUUUUGUACAUAAUAGUGGCUUUGCGUCUCCGAAAGGACAAAAUGAGUUCAUGUCGAAGCGAGAACGGAACAAGACGGAUUCGAAGACGCACUCGGACAUUCCUCAUGAUGGCCAUUUCUACUACUACUGCAUUUUUGAUCUGCUGGAUGCUCCAUAUCGUUUUAACUUCCAUUAGGCUCAUUUCACCUUGGUUGGUUCCAGAGUGCAAUAAGGGCUACCAGACAGUUUCCUAUAUUUCGUACGUUUUGGCGAGUUGUUAUUGUGCUGUAAACUCAUGGCUUUGCCUUUUGCUUAUCCCACAGUUUCAAAAUGAACUGAAACUCAUGAUGCAGAAGAUACAAUCUCGAUGUUAUGCAAAGAAGAGUAAAAGAUAUGGUAAAAAGUAUAUACGCUCACGGAAAUACGAAGUGAAGGACGUCAUGCAUCGAUUUGAAAGCAGUGAUCAGUCAACCAUUCACGUUGGCGAAGACCAGGAAACCCAAACUUAA